AUGUGGUUCAAACAAGCCAUCGUGAACGAUUUGUCGCCGACAGUCUUCAUAUCCAAAGGGUUCAUGAAACUUGCGAAGAAGGAGGUAGAGAUGGUAAACGCAACUGACUUUGGUGCAAACCUGGCAUUGCAAAAGAGCUUCUCGCUUCCCGCUCCCAAAUUGACUAACCAUGUAGUUCGCUCGAGGAUACUGUGA
Molecule: messenger RNA, 195 nt
Organism: Parastagonospora nodorum SN15
Lineage: Eukaryota; Fungi; Ascomycota; Dothideomycetes; Pleosporales; Phaeosphaeriaceae
Exons: 2
Coding region: 1-195 (64 amino acids)
Source: RefSeq, a predicted model, not a curated record